CAGCUAAAUUAAAAGAAAGCAAACCAGGCAUUUUGGGAACUGCUGAAAGGGGAACUGGAAUGUUUAACAAUUACUUCCUCAUAAGACAUGCCCACAAGAGAGAUGCUCUUUAGUCAUGGAGCUGCUCUCCUAAGGAUGAGGGGGAUCACUCUUUCCUCCUUCUGCUUACUGAUGCAUCUGCUUCAGGAGAACACAGCUACAAUUUUAGUUUUGGAAAACCGAGACCUGCAAGAUUCAAUUAAGCCACGGAAGGUAGAGUUUCGCUCAUUAAACUUCAACAACACGUUGCAUUGGCAGCCUGGGACAGCCAGAGAGGCAAGAGACACAGUCUACUUUGUGCAGUACAAAGUAUACGGACAGAGCACAUGGCAAAACAAACCUGACUGCUGGGGGAUUCAAAACCAUGUCUGUGACCUGACGAAUGAGACCUCUGACAUCCAAGAGCCUUACUAUGGCAGAGUGAAAGCUGCAUCGGCUGGCGUCUAUUCCAGCUGGAGCCUCAGCUGCAGAUUCACUCCCUGGAGAGAAACUGUGAUAGGACCUCCGACGCUAGCUGUGGUUCAUAGCAGCAAAUCCAUAAUACUAAAGCUCCAGGCUCCACGUUCUCCUUAUAAAAGAAAGAGAGGCAGCAAGAUACCAAUGACAAAUUAUUACGAUCUGUUAUAUCAAGUCUUCGUAAUUAACAACUUGCUAGACAAGCAACACAAGGUCCUGGUGUAUGAAGGAAAACACAAGGUUAUUAAGAUAGAAGAUUUGAGGCCCGGAGUCAGCUACUGCAUCAUGGCUAAAACAUACGUGCCAAUGCUGGACCGCAGCAGUGCCUACAGCAGCAAGCACUGCACCAUGCUGCAGUGACAAGACUGACAGCUCUGCGACAGAUACAGGGAUAACAGCAGAAGAUGCCUCCCAUCACAGAUCCAGUUGUAAAUCAACAUCUGUGGUCUAUGUCUGGAAUACAUACUUGGCUCCUUUUUAAACUAACCUUUGCUGCAUUAAAUGGUUUGAUUCAUUGCAAUCAUUUUAUGCUACACAAAGGCCAAGGAUUUUUUGUAUGAUGUCCUGUAUAAUUACAAUUUACACAGUGUACAUUUGCAUUUAAAAAGGAAACAGUCUUUCAAUAUUAAAAAAAAAUAUGCAAAAAGCAUUUGUGAAAGUAUUCUGAAGAUUGUUCCUAGGGAUUUUCUGUUCUAAGCCUUGGAGUUAAAAUACAAUUUAUAAAAUAGAAGUUUCAGAUCUUUUAUUUCUUCUAGAACAAAGGUUGCAACAAAAGAUUCAAAAAAGUGUCUUUUCUUUACAAUAAGAACUGUACGGUACAGGAGUACACCCGAUGCUCACAAUGUCUUCAUAGUGCCCUCAACAUAAUUGAUAGUGAAAUCAGUAUGUGAUAAAGCAGGAGCUCAUUUAAACUGAAACAGAAAAGAUCAUGGCUUUCGGUCAGUGACAGGCAGUUAAAGGGAAGAGACCUAUAUUUCAAACAUUUCCCAGUAAACGAUGAACUAAUGCUGACCAUCAUUUGUGAUUUCUGAUGAAUUUUCCUAUUAGUCUUCAUCUCACAAGGGAAAAGAUUUCUUGGGCAAGGUCUAGGUAGGCACCCACUAAGCCACACCAGGAUGGAGAGGUGAAGCGGCUUUUCCAGGUC
This is a messenger RNA of Strigops habroptila (Kakapo), 1639 nucleotides long. It is a transcript of the gene IL22RA2, whose product is annotated as interleukin 22 receptor subunit alpha 2. The transcript is spliced from 6 exons. Gene Ontology annotation, molecular function: protein binding; interleukin-22 receptor activity. NCBI's taxonomy places the organism in Eukaryota, Metazoa, Chordata, Aves, Psittaciformes, Psittacidae. Bases 88 to 855 code for a protein of 255 amino acids. The record is from RefSeq and is a predicted model, not a curated record.